Molecule: messenger RNA, 2189 nt
Organism: Lutzomyia longipalpis
Lineage: Eukaryota; Metazoa; Arthropoda; Insecta; Diptera; Psychodidae
Product: protein dhs-3-like
Exons: 4
Coding region: 1148-2122 (324 amino acids)
Cellular component (GO): lipid droplet
Molecular function (GO): oxidoreductase activity, acting on the CH-OH group of donors, NAD or NADP as acceptor
Source: RefSeq, a predicted model, not a curated record
CAUCAAAAUCUGCAUUGGUAUUUCCCCUUUCAUUUGCUUUUUACCCCAUCAAAAUCCAUCCAGUAGAUCCCGAGAAAAACCUACCUUUGUGUUUUAGGGCUGUUCUGUGGAAAAGUCGGAAAAUCUCAAGAUGGCGUCGCAUCUAAGAUGGCGAAAAGUGAUUUUCUUACACUUCAAUAAUUAGGCUACAAAUGUAACCAACAUCGGAAAACCAAGUUUAAGAAAAACCCCCAAAAAUUGCAACAUUAAAUAUGUGUAAACUCUAACAAUUUUCCCAAGAGACCCCCCUUAAGCAAAAAAAAUUUUUUUUUUGGUAACUUCAAGGUGUUGACUUUUCCCACAAAACUGCUUUAAAGAUUAAUUGUUCAUUUAGUGCAAAAAAAUGGAUCAGAUUUCUUAGAGAUACUUUUUAUUUUAAAAUGAAAAGAAACGAAAUGAUGUUUGAGAUUAAUCUAUAAACUAGUUUUCAAUCAGAAGAUUUAUUACUUAAGAAGCUAAAAAAUUAUGUACUGCAUUAUUUAAGCUUGAAAAUUUUUUAUUUUCUGCUACUUCCUGCCUUUAAAAUCGAUUUUUAAUUUCUGAAAAAAAAGAGAACAACUGUCUUGAGAAGUUGUAUUUUUAAUUCGUUUCAAUUGUCUUUUAAUUUUAUUCUUUUAUAAUUUUACUCUUUAACCACGAAAGUGUUUUUUCAUAAGUGAAAACAUGUAUUUGUCUAAAGCAAGGUAAGAAGUUUCCCUAUAUAUAAUUAAUAGGUAGGUAUCUCAUAUCCACUUCACCUCUACAAAAAAAGUUCACUAUACUUAAUGCUAUUAGUGGCUCUUAAAUUUAUUAUUGACUUCAAUGUGCAUAUGUAUUUAAAACUUCUACCUACAUACAUUAUAUAUAGGUGAACUUUAUGAAAGCUUGUGUUUUAAAGCAUAUUCAUAAUAUUUUUAUUUUUAUUUGGUACUUUAUAGCGGCCUUCAGGUGUUAUAUUGCGAUAUACCGGCGCCUCUUCCUAUAGGUACCCUUGAUCUGUGAAAUAGGCAAUUUAAUUCUCAUUUUGCAUCGUAAUCGCUACUCACUCCUAAUGCUGUUUUAGCGAAAUCGCGAUUAGUCGAUGUGUGGCAGUUCGCGGUGUGUGAUCGAUUUUUUUUAAACAAUCGCAAUGGAUACAAAGAGAAUUUUCUCGGUAGAAUAUAUGGAAUAUAUGCCAUCCCAGGCGACGCAGACAUCAUUUUUGGGACGUUUCCUUAUAACAAUGAAAUUCUCUCUGCGGAUGUUCACCUAUGUGACUGGGAAUUUUUUAAUGUAUAUGUUUUGGCGCGUUUUUAAGUGGCGCUCACCAAAGGAUAUCAGUGAUCAAGUUGCUCUUGUUACGGGUGGAGGAAAUGGUUUGGGUAAGGCAAUUGCCUUAAGAUUAGCAAAGGAAAAGUGUCAUGUGGCUAUUGUGGACUUAGAUAUAGUUGGGGCGCAAAAAACUGUUACGGAAUUGGAAUCCCUUGGAGUGAAAGCUAAAGCUUACAAGAUGGAUGUAUCUGAUUAUGAUCAAUUAGUGGAACUUAGGAACCAAAUAUCCAAGGAUAUAGGAUGUGUCAGUAUCUUGAUUAAUAAUGCUGCUCUUUUGGCAUUAGUGCCAAUGUGUGAUACACCCAAAGAUCACAUUCAGAGGAUAAUCGAUGUGAAUAUUUCUUCCCAAAUUUGGACAACAAAAAUCUUCUUGGAGGGUAUGGUUGAGCAAGAAAGGGGUCACAUUGUGCAAAUUUGCUCAAUUUAUGGCUUAGUUCAUGGUAAGAGUACAAUGUAUUCCAUGACUAAACACGCCAUUCAUGCUUUCACAUCGUGUCUUGAGGAGGAAAUUCAUUGGAAGAAUUGGCAGGAUAAAAUAAAGUUAAGCAGAGUAUAUCCAUUUUUUAUUGCAACCCGCAAAGAAAUCACAGAUAUUCUCAGAAAGGGUGAGAUGUUUGUGAAUUCCCCAGAAUAUGCGGCUGAUAAGAUAAUUCAUGCAAUUAAAUACGAAGAACGGUGUAUUUCAAUACCAAAAGGAUAUUACAUGAUGAUAAGACUUUUUUCAUUAUUUCCAAGGAGAUCUAUCCGAAACUUUUACAAAUCUACGUUCGGAAAGAAAAAUGAUGUAUUUUAAUUUUUAUAAAACAAUCAAAUUUAAUUUCUGUGUAAAAUUGAAUGUUAUUAAAACCGUCUAGCAGUGA